ACUGCAACUAAUCAUCAAUAGAUAAAUUCAAACUUUUCCGUCAAAAAUCACAACCAUGCCCAAUUCCGAAUUUCACGAAACGACGACGUCGCACUCCAAGAGACGCGACGGCAGGAAGAAGUUCAAGGUGACGCGCCACCCGGUGUACCGCGGCGUGCGGCUGAGGAACUCCAACAAGUGGGUAUGCGAGCUGCGGGAGCCGCGCCACCAGAAGCGGGUGUGGCUGGGGACCUACCCCACGCCGGAAAUGGCCGCCAGGGCCCACGACCUCGCCGCAUUGGCUCUCAGGGGGUCCGCCGCCUGCCUCAACUUCGCCGACUCCGCCUGGCGCCUGCCGCUCCCCUCGUCUAAGGACGCCAAGGACCUCAGGAAGGCGGCCGCCGCAGCGGCGGAGGCUUUCCGUCCCAGGCCACGAGAGGAGGCUUGUUUGAAGAGGCGGAUUGACAUUUUCGAGGUGUCCGGCGUGGUGGGGCUGGCGGAGGCGGUUCUCAUGUCGCCGCCGCCGUUGUUGGGGUGGCGAUUCAGUUGGGAUGAGGUGGAGAGCGUUGCUGAGGUGGACUUGGCUUUGUGGAAUUUCUAAAUUUGGAUGAGUGGAAGUAGUCAAAUUUUGGGCUAAUUUGUUUGAUUACUCUUUUAUUUUUAUUUUUGGGUACAAAAUAGAAAUGGAAAAGUAGUGUAGUGAUAGGUUCAAACCAUUGCCACUGCUCUUAUUACUGCACAUGGCGUUUAAAUAUUUUGGUAUAGUUUAGAGUACAUUUUCGCCAAUAAAUGAUCAUACAAUUAUUGCA
Salvia miltiorrhiza (redroot sage) is the source of this 788-nucleotide messenger RNA. RefSeq names its product dehydration-responsive element-binding protein 1E-like. Gene Ontology annotation, molecular function: DNA-binding transcription factor activity; DNA binding. The transcript has a single exon. Lineage: Eukaryota; Viridiplantae; Streptophyta; Magnoliopsida; Lamiales; Lamiaceae. Gene Ontology annotation, biological process: regulation of DNA-templated transcription. The record is from RefSeq and is a predicted model, not a curated record. The coding region runs from base 56 to 580 and encodes 174 amino acids.